Molecule: messenger RNA, 939 nt
Organism: Alternaria rosae
Lineage: Eukaryota; Fungi; Ascomycota; Dothideomycetes; Pleosporales; Pleosporaceae
Product: ubiquitin carboxyl-terminal hydrolase 2
Exons: 4
Coding region: 1-939 (312 amino acids)
Biological process (GO): ubiquitin-dependent protein catabolic process; protein deubiquitination
Cellular component (GO): cytoplasm
Molecular function (GO): cysteine-type deubiquitinase activity
Source: RefSeq, a predicted model, not a curated record
AUGUCGGGAGGUUGGAACACCAUAGAGUCCGAUGCCGGUGUAUUCACAUACCUCAUCGAGAAGCUCGGUGUCAAGGGCGUGGAGUUCGAAGAACUCACCACACUUGAGCCGUCAGACCUACAAGCCCUCGGUACACUGUAUGGUGUAAUAUUUCUCUUCAAGUACCCGACCGGCGAGAAACCCAGCGACGUACCGAAAGAUGGGACGUACGACUACGAAGCGGCGAAUAAGCUCUUUUUCCCUGCGCAAACGAUACAAAAUGCGUGUGGUACACAAGCGAUUGUUUCGCUGUUGCUGAACAGGGAAGAAGAGGUGGAUAUUGGCAAGGAACUGAAGGAGUUUAAGGAGUUUGCAGGGGACUUUCCACCAGAGCUACGAGGAGAAACACUAUCAAACUCCGAUCUCAUCCGCGAAACCCACAACUCCUUCGCGCGCUCCUCACCUUUCGUCGACGAAACACAGCGGACAGCCACUGAAGACGACGAUGUCUUCCACUUCAUCGCCUACACAUCCAUAAACAACAAACUCUACGAACUCGACGGCCUCCAACCCGCGCCCAUCCUCCACGGCCCCUGCACGCCCUCCGACUUCCCCAACAAGAUAAUUCCCGUCCUCCAACGACGCAUUGCGCGCUACCCCGCCUCGGAAAUCCGCUUCAACCUCAUGGCCUGCUGUCGUGACCUGCGCAUCCGCGCACGGGAGAUAGGCGACGAGGACGAGCUCGAAGAGCAGGAGGACAAGCGCGCGAAAUGGCUAUACGAGAACUCGCUAAGGAGACACAAUUUCGUGGGCUUUGUGGGGGAGUUGUUGAAGGCGGUUACGAGGGCGAAGUUGCAGGAGGGCGAGGGCAGUUAUGACGCGUGGGUUGAGGAUGCGAAGAGCAGGGCACAGAGGAAGAGGGAGGAGUUGAGGAAGAAGGGUAUUCAGGCUGAGGAGUAG